AUGUCAGCCUUGUUCUGUGUCAACACUUUAUUGACAAAGUUGAGGGGUAUCUUGCAGGUCGACACCGCUGUGAAAAGGAGGGAAGCAGUGAAAGCUCCUCCAGCAGAUAUUAGGCGCUACGUGAAAGCCACUGGUCUGAUGGAGACCCGCUACGUCAGGAUGCUCUCCAGCUUGUGCGCGGAGACAUACUACCUGAACAAGCUGAAUAAACGGACUCUGUACCUGCGCCACCGCCUGCACUUGGUGACAACAUCACACGAAUGCAGCCACGUGGCCAAGGAAGUCCCGCGAUCAGCCCAGCAGACUAUGGAUGAGGGAGAUGCCAUGGCAGCCUGCCCAUCCCAGGCUGAGGCUCGAUUCUUUUGGCAGGUGGCGGCUGCGGCAGGGCACUCCACGGCAGUGGCGACGAUUGCUACAGUGACCGCGGCGGUGCAGGCGACGUGGGGCAGCGAGAAGGACAAACUGGGCAACCCGACAGAGUGGUACGUGGCGGACGACCCGGUGUCGCACACGCGCUACUUUGUGGUCCAGGGCAGCGACUCCAUCGACCACUGGAAGGUCAACCUCACCUUCGACCCAGUCGUCUUCGAGGACCCUUCCCUAGGCGUCAAGGUGCAUCGAGGCGUGUACGAUGCGGCAAAGCGGCUGUACCAACGCUUCCGGCCGAUGCUGGAGGAGCACCUGGCGUCGUCGCCCUUUGCCAAGGUGGCCUUUGUGGGCCACUCCCUGGGCGGCUCCCUGGGCUCGCUGCUCAUGCUCAUGUUCCUGCACCGCGGCGUGCUGCCCCACUCCGCCGUGUCCCCCACCUACACCUUUGGCGCACCCGCCAUCUUCUGCGAAGCCUGCGGCCCCGGCGGCACCUGCGCGCUCAACACCGCCAUGGAGCCCCCGACUGCCGACAACAAGCAGAAAACCCUCCCCUCCGGUUCGAGUGAGCGCAUGGGCCUGCCCACGGGCGCCAUCCGCAACAUCAUCAUGCACCGCGACAUCGUGCCCCGCGCCUUCGCCUGCGACUACACCCUCGUCGCUGACCUGCUCGCGCGCGUCGGCGACGGCUUCCGCGAGCACGGCUGCCUGCAGAACCCCCACGGUCGCCAGGUGAUGUACUACUUCCUGGGCAAGAUGCUGGUGCUGCAGCCGGACAGGGAGCACACCUUUGUGAAGGGCGAGCCGGACCACCCCAUGCUGGCGCCCGGCCCGGGCCUGUACACGCUGCGCGAACCCUCCCUCCUCUCCUCCGCGCCCGAGCUGGGCCCGCCGGCGCCGACGCUGUUUGACGCGGUGAUGGAGCUGCUGGACUGCCCGCACCCGCUGGACACACUCAGCGAGGUGAAUGCCUACGGCCCCGACGGCGCAAUCAGCCGCUUCCACAACCCCGACAACUACACACGAGCUCUCGGCGGCGUCCUGCGCUCGCGCGCGCGCUCCUGGCGCCCCCUGCUCGGCGACGCAAAGCCCCGCGGCGGCAAGGGAAAUAAAAAGGGCAAGGGCGACGGAGGGGACGCCUCCGACUUCCAGGUCGGCCAGGGGCCUGCCCCCACCGGCGGCCUCUGGUUCCUCCCACCCAAGGGCACCACUAAGGUGUGUAUCUGA
Messenger RNA from Coccomyxa subellipsoidea C-169, 1593 nucleotides. RefSeq names its product alpha/beta-hydrolase. Gene Ontology annotation, biological process: lipid metabolic process. Bases 1 to 1593 code for a protein of 530 amino acids. Gene Ontology annotation, molecular function: glycerophospholipid phospholipase A1 activity. NCBI's taxonomy places the organism in Eukaryota, Viridiplantae, Chlorophyta, Trebouxiophyceae, Coccomyxaceae. The record is from RefSeq and is a predicted model, not a curated record. The transcript has 7 exons.